Molecule: messenger RNA, 1843 nt
Organism: Vitis vinifera (wine grape)
Lineage: Eukaryota; Viridiplantae; Streptophyta; Magnoliopsida; Vitales; Vitaceae
Product: high mobility group B protein 1
Exons: 7
Coding region: 280-816 (178 amino acids)
Source: RefSeq, a predicted model, not a curated record
GCGGCAAUUUACCGUCGUCGCUUUAUUCAACUUCCCCAAAAAUUCAAAAAAACAUAAGAAAAAAAGAAAAGAUCCCGUUGUCAAACGUCAUCGACCGGCAGUAGGCGGUAAAAGAAGUCUCCUCGUCGUUGCGUGGCGACGAACUUCAACGGUUUACCGACUAGUCCGGUCGCUCUAUCAAGUCCACUCAGUCGAUCAUACCCUAUUCGAUAUUCUGUUCGCUUCGGUUCUCCGUUUUGGGUCUUCUCUGUUUCUCAAACAGGAAUUUCUCUUCUAAACAUGAAGGCUGCCAAGGGUAAGGGGGCAGCAAGGAGGGACACAAAGGAAGCAUUGAAGCCUGCUGAAGACAGAAAGAUUGGGAAGCGAAAGGCUGCUGUUAAGGCAGAAAAGAGUAGCAAAAGAGCGACCACGAAAGACAAAAAGGCCAAGAAAGACCCCAACAAACCAAAGAGGCCUCCCAGUGCCUUUUUUGUAUUCCUUGAGGAGUUCAGAAAGGUCUUCAAAAAGGAAAAUCCCAAUGUGAAGGCUGUCUCAGCUGUUGGGAAAGCUGGCGGAGAGAGGUGGAAAUCCUUGUCUGAGGCUGAAAAAGCUCCAUAUGAGGCCAAAGCUGCAAAAAAGAAGGCUGAGUACGAAAAAAUUAUGAAUGCUUACAACAAGAAGCAGGAGAGCACUGCUGAUGAUGGUGAUGAAGAAUCUGACAGGUCAAAAUCUGAAGUGAAUGAUCAAGAUGAUGAGGAGAGUGCAGAGGUAAUGAAACUUAUCAUUUGGAUUGAAUUAACUAUCGGGUUCUUCAUGUUACUGCAUAUGCUUGAGUAGAUAAAAAACAAAAAAAUAAAAAAAUUACUUAGAUUAUUAUUUUUAAUUUUAACUUCUUGUUUUAUGAUAUCAAACUUGUCAAGCUGGGGUAUGUUGGUUGAUUAUAUAUAUAUAUUUGUGUGUGUGUGUGUAUUUGGGUAUUUGGCAUUUAAAUGUUAAAAAUCAUGGUCGAAGCAGUAGUCACUAGUGAAGGAUCAUCCAUAUUACCUAUUGAGGAAAUGAAAUGGGAGAUACUGAGAUGACAUAGGAAACAGGGGUAACUGACAAAGAGUCCUCAAAAUGCAAUAUGUGAAAUAGUUUUAAAAAAAUUGUGAACCCACACAGAUAUUGAGGUGUCAAAAUGUAUGUGAAGCUUUAAGAAAAUGUAUGAACACAUAAAUAUGAAGGAACUGUAUGAGAAAAUUUUAGGGCCAGGUUUCUUGACAUUUGGGAGUUUCAGGAACAUUUUGCAUUGGUGAAUAUUUCCAUUUUAUGAUGAUUGGAAACACUAGUUGAGGACAAGCUUCGUUGAUUUUUUGAAGAUAGGUUUCCCAUUAGUACUGGGAAUGGUUUCACACUUUUACCAGGGACUAGGUUUCCCAUCCACAUUGGGGAAAAGAGUGGGGGCCUGGCAUGACUGGUACAUGCAUGUCUCUGAAAUUAAACAAUUAGGUCAACUAUAAAAACUCUACACUACCCCAUAUCACAAUAUUGAACCUGUUUUUGUUUUUCCCAUUGGACUCAUCUGGCUACUUCUCAUAUUACUGAUGCCAAGACUACUAUAACUGCCUUGUGUCUCUGAAGCAGGAGGAAGAGGAGGAGGAGGAGGAUGAUGAUGAAGACUGAGCUUGCAUGCUUUCUGAAUUGGUCAUUCUGGCUGAUCCAGUGCAACAAUGCUGCAUUCUGUAUGUUAACACUUUUACAGUUGUGGUGCUUCUUGAAACAGGAAAAGAAGCACCUUGUGCUGCCAUUUUAUCUUGUUAAGUUAUUUGUACACUUUGCAUCAGCUCUCUUCUUUGGUUAAAUAUAGUAUUGUAGGUUCCCACAA